AUGGAAAACUUUUAUUAUUUUGUUAUAUCAGAAUGCUUGACCAAAAAUGAAUUUAGUCCCUUAUUCAAAAACUUAUUAUUAUACUCUGCUCCACCAUCACCAUUAAUUGGUACGCCAGAGGAUAUAUCCAACGCACAAAAUUAUAACGCUUUUCUAUUUGAACCAGCACCUGAUUCAUAUAGUAUUCAUUCAAAAAAUGGAAAAAUACGUGAUUUAAUUGAUGUUAGCUUGAAAUUGAAAUACUUAUACCGUGAAUAUCCAUUACAUGCAACACUUCAGAAAUUUGUCAACAAUAGUAAUAAAACAGUGGAACCUAGGGUAGUUGAGCUUUUAAUUACUAAACUACAAGAAUAUUUUAGUUUGUGUGAUAGUCAAUUGAAAAAGAUUAAUAGACUCGCUGAGGGAGAAAAAAACUGGAUCACCAAACCAAUGUAUCUUGUAGCUUCACAAUUGUAUUCAAUUGCAAAUUUAUUAGAUGCUUAUUUUUUUAACGACAACAAUAAUGUUAUGAACAAUAAAAAAGACAAAAAUUUAUGCAACACAAAUAAAUUGCUGAAAUCACAUCGCAAACAGAUUGGGGAUUUAGAUGAUGAAACUUUUUUGGAAAAAUGUAAUAGAACCAUCCAUAAUAGUUUCAAAUUGUGCUUAAAUGAUAGGGAACCUGAUACUACAAUUAACAAGAAACUGGGUGUUUACCCUUUUAUUCUAUUAGAAUUUUCAACUUAUGAAAAACUAAAUAAUUUUGAUAUGGAAAAGAGUUUUAUUAAAGUAUUAAUGAAUAGACUAAAUACAAAGCAGCUACCAAGUUUGAAAGACAUUCCCGGGAAUAAAAAUUUUGAAUUGUUGUGGUUUAAUUUUUUCAUGGGGAAAUAUUUCAUUAGGAUAAACGACCCUAGAUGUGUAGAAUAUUUGAUGGAGAGUUACCAAUAUUGUAACAUUAAAUGCACUAAGAUGAUUGUUAAGAUUUUAGAUUUAUUGGCACCAUGUUAUUUAAAAUUUAAAAAUAAGCUAUUGAAAUUUCCCUUCACGCAAGAGACCGGGAUACCACAUGAACUAAAUAAAUGGCUCGAAUUGUAUAAAAUUCUCAAAAACGGCGAGAUUUUCCUGUUCAAACAAUGGUGUUUCAACCAAGAAAAGUUUUUGUUAGCCAAUAAAUUAUUUAUUAUUGUCUGCGCCGAUCUCAAAAAUGUUUGUUUUACAAGAUUGUUACAUAAAUACUGGGCGUUGAAUAAUAAUGACACCAAAGUAAAUUUACAAGAAUUAAAUGCGAUAUGGAGAGCAGCAUCAAAAGAAAUUAGGGGGAAAGAUAAUGACAUUGAGAAUGAAUUGGAUGAAUUGGAAUGUAUUUUGAAUAAUUUAAUUAUAAAAAAAUAUAUCAAUGGUUAUUUAUCGCAUGGAAAUAGAUAUUUAGUUUUAAGCAAAAAAACACCGUUUCCCUCAAUAUAUACCAUAUAA
This is a messenger RNA of Saccharomycodes ludwigii, 1455 nucleotides long. RefSeq lists its product as uncharacterized. The record is from RefSeq and is a predicted model, not a curated record. Gene Ontology annotation, cellular component: transcription export complex 2. Gene Ontology annotation, biological process: poly(A)+ mRNA export from nucleus; transcription elongation by RNA polymerase II; post-transcriptional tethering of RNA polymerase II gene DNA at nuclear periphery. Lineage: Eukaryota; Fungi; Ascomycota; Saccharomycetes; Saccharomycodales; Saccharomycodaceae. Gene Ontology annotation, molecular function: RNA binding; double-stranded DNA binding. Bases 1 to 1455 code for a protein of 484 amino acids. The transcript has a single exon.